CCUUUUCUGCCUGGUAGCCGGGCCUUGUUCGCCGCCGCCACUGGACCUGGAAUGAUCGGAUCACUCCUCUCCCCUUUGGUCCACUCAGUAAAUAAAGCCUACUCCCUGAGAGCUGUCUGGUUCUGACCUUUGUUCCUCGUUUCGGGGUGGGGUUCGGGGAGGGAGCCGUGAGCAACUUUUCUCCGGGCUCAGAAUUGGCCGCUGGCCGUGGUCCCGAACCCUCCCUUGCAUCGCCUGGCAUUCGUCCUUCCUCUGAGACUGGCGCUGGCGACCUUCUCAAUGGCACUGCUGCGCAGACUUCAUGGGGUGACCAAGGCGAAGCGCUCCUGGGCCGGUAGGGAUUUGGAGGUGGGGAAUGCGCGAGGGAAGGAGCGGGGUGUCCAGUACGAGCCCUUGACGGCUGCCCUCUCGGGGUCCCAACCCUGUGCAGGCUCCCUGACCAGCAGCUGCCUGUCGGAUCCCAGCCUCUGGGACCGGCUCCACACCCAGGCCCUACCCGGAAGUUCCCCUAAUUUCGACUGGUUUUUUGGAUACGAAGAGGUUCAGGGGCUUCUCCUGCCACUACUGCAGAGAGGGACUCCUCAGGGGCCAGCAGUGACUCCACUCAGGGUGCUGGAUGUGGGCUGUGGGACCUCAGAUUUGUGCUCUGGACUUUAUACCAAAUGCCCCCUGCCCUUGAACGUGCUUGGGGUGGACUUUUCUCCAGUGGCUGUGUCCCGAAUGAAGCAGAUGCUAAAAGGGCACUCCGGAUUAAGCCCCAGGCACCCCGAUUCUCGUCUGCAUUUCCUACAAGCUGAUGCCAGGAACCUGGGCUCUAUCUGUCCUUCUGGGUCCUUUCAACUGGUGCUAGACAAGGGCACCUGGGAUGCUGUGGCCAGGGGUGGCCAACCUGGAGCACAGCAAUUGCUGUCUGAGUGUCUUCGGGUGCUGGUCCCCCGGGGUACCCUAGUGCAGUUCUCAGAUGAGGACCCUGAUGUUCGUCUGCCCUGCUUGGAGCAAGGGGUUGGCAGCAGAUUGGUGACAGUACAUGAACUGGGACCCUUCAAGGGACUCUGCUAUUUUGCUUAUUUGGUACAGGCAGCUCAAUAAAACCAAUCUUCCUCAUUA
Messenger RNA from Trichosurus vulpecula (common brushtail), 1107 nucleotides. RefSeq names its product citrate synthase lysine methyltransferase (gene CSKMT). The record is from RefSeq and is a predicted model, not a curated record. The transcript is spliced from 2 exons. Lineage: Eukaryota; Metazoa; Chordata; Mammalia; Diprotodontia; Phalangeridae. The coding region runs from base 280 to 1089 and encodes 269 amino acids.